This is a messenger RNA of Amphimedon queenslandica, 2195 nucleotides long. RefSeq lists its product as uncharacterized. The record is from RefSeq and is a predicted model, not a curated record. Gene Ontology annotation, molecular function: protein binding. The transcript is spliced from 26 exons. Lineage: Eukaryota; Metazoa; Porifera; Demospongiae; Haplosclerida; Niphatidae. The coding region runs from base 73 to 2082 and encodes 669 amino acids.
GUUAAUUUCGGUUAGCUCGGUGACACUGCCAAAGCCAGUUUGACACUUUCAAAGUUUCAUAUUACGUUAAAAAUGAGUAAGGAACAUCAACUCUUAAAAUAUGCUUCUUCUGGAAACUUAUCUAAGUUAGAGAAUGUACUUAAAGGAAAAUCUAAUCUUCUUAAAAGAUGGUUAUCAAAGGAUCGUCUGGAUGACUUGGCAGAGGAAGAGGCUGAGGAACCAACUGCUGUCCCUCCAAUUCAACGCCGCCCUUCUUUACCUCUUAUUGUCCAAAAAGAGAAGUCUGUUCAUGUCAAUGUUGACUGUUGUAAUGAAAAUGGCUUAACCCCUCUAAUUUUGGCAUCACUAAAUGGCCAUAAAGAUGUUGUUGCUAUGUUAUUGUCUUUUUCUGCUGACAUUCAUGCUCGAGAUUAUCAAGGAAACUCUUCUCUUCAUAUGGCUGCUUGGCAGAACCAUUCUGAAGUUGUUGACUUGCUAUUACUAAAUGGAGCAUCUCCUUUGUCAGCAAACAAAGUUGGAGAUACUCCACUUCAUUAUGCUUGUCAGUAUUGUUCACCAGGAAAGACUCUUUCUAUUAUCAAGCUUUUGCAGCAUGAUGCCAGUGUUUUACUAGCAAACAAUGCUGGAGACACUCCUCUUGAUUUGGCAAUCAGGUAUAACAAAAAAGAAGCUGUUGCUGUCUUACUUGAUGCAGAUUCUGAAACUCUGGCAUCUAAGAAAACAAUUAUUGAAGCUGCAACUAAAGGUCGAGGAGAAGUGCUUGUACUUUUAUUAGAAUCAGGGAUUGAUCCAAAUUGUGUUGAUGAGCAAUCUGGAAAGAUGCCUCUUCAUGAAUCAGUUAAAUAUUUCAGGAAAGAGGCAUUUGAAAUAUUGUUACGUUUUGGAGCUCAGGCUGGAAUGAGAGAUGGAGCUAAUGAAUCUGUUAUUGAUAUCAUCCGCAAGCACCCUGAGCAUAGACAAGAUGAUUUCAUGAAGCUUAUUAAAAAAUACCAUGGGCAAAAACCUCAAGUGGCACGAGCACAUCUGGAAAAAUCACAAAGUGUUAAUGAUGACACUACUGAUGUUACAUUUACUCAUUUACUUUUGAAGAACCAUGUACAAUGGUUAAAAAAUGACAGUGAACAUUGUAGUGCUGCUACAAAAAAGCAUCCUGUAACAAAUAUACUUGAUGUUGACCCAUUUAGUUACUGGAUGAUUCCAGCCCCAGGAGCAUACAACUGGGUAGCAUUUGACCUAGGAGCUAAUUAUACACUUACUGGAGUGAGAAUUUAUGGAUGGGGCAACAAGACAAUGAUAUAUUCCUUUGCUGUUGAAAGUGCAAAUUCGCUCAAUGGCCCAUGGACAGCUGUUGGGAAAUACAAAGCUGACUUGGUUGGUCCAGAAGACAUGAAUCUUCUUCCUGAAGGCCAAGAUUUUAAAGGUUUUUAUGCAACUUCUCAAUUUUGGCGUAUUGUAAUUGCUGACAAUUAUGGAGAUCAAUUUACUAUUGUAUCAAGUGUUCAGUUUUAUGGGUUUGAGCAAGAACUUAUUCCUUGGUUCAAGCAAAUGAAUUUAUUGAAAUAUGUAAAAACAUUUGCAGAGAAGGGGUACAACCAAUUAAGUGAAGUGGCCAUUGCAACUGAUGAAGCAUUAAAAGCCUUUGUUCAUAAUGAAGGUGAUCGAUUGAAAAUAUUGACUGAAUCCAAAAAGCUCCUUGGAAAAUAUUAUCCCCCAGCGAACCUCCGUUGGGCUGUACCACCCCAGACCAGUAACAUUAUUGAAAAUAAACAAAUGCCAGAAUUUUCAGUUAUGAGUGAUGCUUACACUGUGGGAGAACUUAUUCUUCGAGUACAUGGUGGGGGUCAAAUAUUUGGUAGAAGUAAAGCAUCACUUAUUCCUAAAAGCAAUGGCUAUUAUUCUCGAGCCACGUUUUCUAAUGUAGCUAUUUAUCCUGCUGGCAGCUACACUUUAGAAGUACAGAGCAGUGUUGAUCCCACUGUAAACUUGGUAUUAGAUAAGCAAAUAGUUGUUGAUCUACCUGCAAAAAGGCAUUCUGAAAUUAACAGGCUGUUUGAUGAUUUCGAAAGCAUGAUGAACUUUUAAAUCAGUAGUGAACUUUUUAUCAUUUGCCAUUAGUAGAUCAUAGAAUGUGUUUUACUCCAUGAAAAUUUUUAAUAACAUUCAAUUUAUAGUAUUAAAUCAACACAUAAUAAUCG